AUGUUGAUCCAGGAAUCUUUCCACGAUGUGCCGACCAAGGCGGACGGCAGUGGAACUAUGCGCAUUUAUGUGUUCCACCCUACUAUUCCCGGAUAUCCUAAGGCGCGGUUCCCCGGUGUAGUUGUCUUUAGUGAAAUCUAUCAAGUAACUGGCCCCGUUGCGCGAUUUGCUCGCCAAAUCGCCGGACAGGGAUACAUCUGUGCGGCACCCUCGAGUUAUCAUGAAUUCACAGGCCCUGAGCCGUUGAAGUAUGAUGCCGAGGAUACGGAUAAGGGCAAUCAGUGGAAGAUAAGCAAGAAAAUCGCGGCUUACGAUGAGGACGCCUCAUUGUGCGUCGACUAUCUUCUGUCACUCCCCACGUGCAAUGGCCGUGUAGGUGCGACGGGUAUGUGCCUUGGUGGACAUCUGGCGUAUCGCUGCGCGUUGGACAGCCGCGUGAAAGCGGCGGUGUGCUACUUUGCCACGGACAUCCAUAGUAAGACGUUGGGGCUGGGCAAGAAUGAUGAUAGUUUGGCCCGGGCGGGGGAUAUCAAGGGCGAGAUGCUCAUGAUUUUUGGAAAGAACGAUACCCAUGUUCCGCCCGAGGGAAGGGAUUUGAUCCGCAAGACCCUUCAUGACAAGGGAGUCUUGUUUAGCUUUUACGAAGUGGCUUGGGCUCAACAUGCCUUUAUUCGCGAUGAGCUCAGCAAGGGACGGUAUGACCCUGCUAUUACCAAGGUGUGCUUUGAGAUGUUGCUGGAGUUGUUCGGGCGAACGCUGAAGCUGGAUCUGGGAGAGCAUGAUGGGAAGGAGUUGAAGAUUGAAGACGUGUGCUAG
Molecule: messenger RNA, 816 nt
Organism: Aspergillus tubingensis
Lineage: Eukaryota; Fungi; Ascomycota; Eurotiomycetes; Eurotiales; Aspergillaceae
Product: dienelactone hydrolase family protein
Exons: 6
Coding region: 1-816 (271 amino acids)
Molecular function (GO): hydrolase activity
Source: RefSeq, a predicted model, not a curated record